Messenger RNA from Nicotiana attenuata, 636 nucleotides. RefSeq lists its product as uncharacterized. NCBI's taxonomy places the organism in Eukaryota, Viridiplantae, Streptophyta, Magnoliopsida, Solanales, Solanaceae. The transcript has a single exon. Bases 1 to 636 code for a protein of 211 amino acids. The record is from RefSeq and is a predicted model, not a curated record.
AUGCAGAGGAAGAAAGCCAGUCCAUUCAGAUUUUUCAAUUGCAUUGUUGAGCAUCCUCAAUUUAUUCAAGAAGUAUAUCAAGCAUGGAGAACAAUUGGGAAAGAUGGGAAGCUACAGGGAGUAUGGAAUAAAUUAAAAAGAGUUAAGCAAGUUAUUAAAGGGCUUAACACUCAACACUACAAAGGUGUUGAGGACAGAAUCAAAAUAAUCAGAAAGGAGCUGCAGGAAGUGCAAGAGAAAAUGAGCAGCAGAUUGCUGAAUGUAGAACUAACUGAGGAAGAAAAGGAACUAAAGAGCAAAUUAGAGGAAUGGAUACUGAUAGAGGAAAGUAUCUAUAGACAAAGGUCAAGAGUGCAGUGGCUGAAGUUGGGUGAUACCAACUCUGCAUAUUUCAUUGCUCACAUGAAGAACAGGAACAAUUUGAAUGGUAUUCAUGCUCUCACAAAUGACCUUGGGGUACAUCUACAUAUGGAGGAGGAAAUAGAGUCAAAAAUACUUGGAUACUAUAAGCAAUUUCUAGGGUCAAAUGCUCGUGCAAUUCCAGCAAUAGAUCCAAAUGUAAUGCAAAGAGGGGCAGUGCUCAAAAGAGAACAACAAGUUAAACUGAUCCAACCUGUCACCAGACAAGAGAUAUAG